GCAACCUCUUGGUUCCUAGUCGGAUUCGUUAACCACUGCACCACAACGCGAACUCCUAUUUUCUUAAUCUGUCCUUCAUCUACCUCAGUUACUAUCCAGAAAUGUCUCAGAAAUUCCAGUUAAUUAUAGUUGUCUUUCUUAGUUAAGCAAAGAUAAAGGUGUUUUUUUCUUGUUCUUUGGAACUGUUAGCAUUUGUAGAUGAAAAAAAUAAAUUAAUCAGACAUUUUUUCUCUUUUCAUUCUUUUAACAUUUGUAUCCUUUUUGGAUAUUUCCAAUUCUCAUCAGUAUUUAAAUUCACAGACUCUACCUGCAGUUUAGUUGAUCCAUGUGUGUUAAAUCUUGCUCACACCUUUCUUUAAUAUUAUUUUAUAUCUUAUGUCUUAGGAUAACCUUUUCCUCACAGAUAGCUCAUUGCAAAGGAAUACUUAAUCCUCUGGAUGGAAAAGAAUACACCCUGAAUAGAUAUUUAUUGAGCAGUAUGAAAAUCAGUGCUUUACUCUUGGAUAAUUUUCUCAUCAUCAAAUCUCUUGAGGUUUAAGUAAGACAAGAGUAAAUCUUUAAAGAUUUAACAGAAAUCUGUAAUAUAGAUUAACACACAUUUAGAAAUAGAACUAAGGAAGUGGUAAGGAGGGUUAGGAAAGGAAAUGUGGAAUUAAAUUUUUAAGUAUUUUAAUGCAACGUGAAGGUUUUUGGUUUGCUUUGUGUGUGUGUGUGUUUUUCCAUCAAGUUGGUAAAAUUCUGAUAUUAACCUGAGGGCUACUUUAAUUCAAUCACAUCUUUUUUCUAAUAAGGAAACUAUUAUUUAGAGGUUUUGUCAGAGACUUCCUCCAGAUCACAGCAUGCUACCAGAGCACCUGACUGCCAGCCCACCUUUGUUUGGGGAUGUAAUUGUUUGACUUUUUAAGUUGUAGUUAUAAUGUGCCAAGCAGCAAAGGAAAUUGAUCUCUUUUUUAUUUUAAACCAUAAUAUACUUAAUGAUUUGAAAUAACUAUUUCUGAAAAUGUAGGUAAAGAAAAUUUUAUAAAUAUAAUCGUUUUUACUAUAAACGUAUUAUAUUUGGUGUGUAAUUUUGUUUGCUGUCUAAUAAGGUAUUUUUGCCUCAUCUCCUCUUUCUCUAAAUCCCUUAACAGAAAAAUUUUUAUUUGUUGCUUGUUUUUUGUUUUUGUUUUGCUUCUUAUUAUUUCUGAAGUAUUGUUUACCCAAAUGUUCAGUUUCCUGGAAGUUAGUUUUUAAAUAGUUAUAUAAAAGCCUUUGUCAGAACUUUGAGAAAAUUAUUGAUUUAUAAAGCACUCUUGGGCUUGCUAAAGCAAAUGAAUCUACAGAGUGACUGUUUUCUGAUAGUCUUCCUAGUUAUUGUUUUUCACUUGAGAUUACUUUGUAAGGAAAAGUGAGGGGUCAUCAAAUCUGCUUUUGUGCUUUGAACUCCCACUGAGAACUUUUGGUAUUGUUAGCAAAGAUAAAGACAACCUUUAAGAAAACUCCUUGCAGGGAAAUAUCUAAAUCUAUUUUUACACUUAAUUUCUGAAUCCUCAGUCUGUUCUACAGUCGUGCUUUUAAAGGAUUCAUGCAGGUGAAACAGAGGGCACCUGAUCAUGUUUACAUUUCGUAGCCAACAUGUCUUGCCUUUCCUUAUUUGCACCUGUUCAGGUUUAUACCUAGCAGCUGUCAGUGUUCAUAAACUUCAUGAUUACACAAAAAGGAACAUUUGAUAUGCAUGAAUUUAAACACCAUUAUCAUUAACAACUGAUCAUUGAAUUUUUGGAGUAUAUAAAGUCAUUAUGCAGGGAAGAAGUUGUUUGUGGUAAUUCUGACUUUUGUUGUUCUCAGAAUUUUUAUUCGUAAGUAUCAUCUCAGUAAAAUACAGUGAAUUUGUGCUAUCCAGUAUGAAUGAGCAUUAUGGUAUGCAUCAAUUUUGUACUAUAUCAGUUUAAAACAAUUAGGACAAAAUAUAAAAUAAUAUACUCUAGAGGCAUGCUGAUAAAGGUAGGUUGAAUACAGUUUUAUCAUUUAUUGCAGUGGCAAUAAAUCAGCUUGAUAUAUCUUAUUAUAAUAAUUAUAUAGAAUUGUUACUUAACAGAAAGUAUUAGAUAACCAAAUUCCUAGCAGUAUAGUUUUUAAUUAUUUAGACCACAAUUCCUUAGAUUUCCCUUGUGGCACAGCAGGUUAAGGAUUCAGCAUUGUUACUGCAGUGCCUUGGAUUCUUGCUCUGGUGUGCGUUUGAUCCCUGGCCCAGGAACUUCUAUAUAUUGCGGCCAUGGCCAAAAAAAAAAAAGUUCUCAACCUUAGCACUACUAACAUUUUGGGCCAGUUGACUAUCUCUGUCUGGAGGAUGUCCUAUGAAUCGUAGGAUGUUUAGCAACAUCCUGCCUGGAUUCUAUCUAUAUAAUACCAGCAGGCGCCCUCUCAGUUGUGACAAUUAAAAAUGCUCCCAGACAUUGUCAGAUAUUUCCUAGUGAAUGAGAAGGGUAUUAUAGCAUCACCCCGCUUGAGAAUUACUGCUGUAAAAUGUGGGAAAUAUCUCAAAUGGAUCAAAUAAUUUAUAAUCCCUUCUUUAUCUUCCACAUAUUUUUCUUCCAUUCACACAACAAUUUUUUUUUACUGUAGUGUUUAUGUUAAUUUUCAGUGGUAAUAACCUUUUUUCUUUUUUUUAAUCUUUACCCUUCCUGAUUAAUUUUGUAAAUAAAGAAUCCUGAAGUUAUAUAUGAGAAAAUAUCUUCUCAUAAACAACUUUAAAAGACUUGCCUGCUAAUUGAUAUUUUUCCAUAAGUGCUUUUGUUGUGGUUGGAGGGUUCAUGUUAUUGCUGUCUGUUCAUUUUUUAUCUUGUGGUGUCUGGCUUAUUUUGGGCCACAAAGAAUUGGUUGGUUGAUGUUGCUUUGGAACCUGCAAUGAAGGUGGUAUUCUUAACACACAGAUUCAGAAUGAGAUGCUCUUCCAGAAGUUCAAGUAUCAGAUCUGAAUGUUCUGGUCAUCCACCAAUAUCUGAUAUGGAGUCUGGAGAAAGGUUACCAUCCUCAACAACCUCCUCUACUACACCAACUUCAUCUUCUAUACCUUCUGUGGCUUCAUCAGUUUCAAAAGGCGGCCUUUCCACUGGAGCUGCUUCACUUAGCUCUACAAUCAACCCAUGUGGACAUUUAUUCAGAGCAGCUGGGGAUCAACCGUUUAACCUGUCCACAGUGUCGAGUGCCUUCCCAAUGGUCAGCCACCCAGUCUUUGGUCUACAUUCAGCCAGCUCAGGGCAUUCAGAAUUUGGUGGUUUGGGGACACUUGGUACACCCACAGCCUUAGCCGCACAUCCCCAACUAGCGUCUUUUCCAGGUGCAGAAUGGUGGCGAACAGCAGACGUUCAUUCGCGUGCAGGGGCGACCUUCUUUCCACCAUUACUGGGAAUUCCACCACUGUUUGCUCCUCCAGCCCAGAAUCAUGAUUCUUCAUUCCAUUCAAGGACUUCAGGAAAAAGUAACCGAAAUGGUCCUGAGAAAGGUGUAAAUGGGUCAAUAAAUGGAAACAGUACAUCAUCUGUAUCCUGUAUCAAUACAUCUGUACUAUCCACUACUGCUUCAAGUUCUGUGGGACAAACUAAAAGUAUAAGCUCAGGUGGAGGAAAUCGAAAAGGUAAUCAGGAACAAAACAAAACCCAGCCUUUGGAUGCUAGAGCCGAAAAAAUCAAAGAUAAGAAACCAAGGAAGAAAGCUAUGGAAAGUUCUAGCAAUAGUGAUAGUGAUUCGGGUACAUCAUCAGACACCUCAAGUGAAGGCAUCAGUAGUAGUGAUUCAGACGAUCUAGAGGAAGAUGAAGAAGAAGAUCAAAGUAUUGAAGAAAGUGAAGAUGAUGAUUCUGAUUCAGAGAGUGAAGCACAACAUAAAAGUAACAACCAGGUGCUAUUACAUGGUAUUUCAGACCCAAAAGCAGAGGGACAGAAAGCAACUGAAAAAGCCCAGGAAAAAAGAAUACACCAGCCAUUACCUCUUGUGUCUGAACCCCAGACUCACUCAUCAUUCCAAUCCCAGCAGAAGCAGCCUCAGGUUUUGUCACAGCAGCUUCCAUUUAUUUUCCAAAGCUCUCAGGCAAAGGAGGAAUCUGUGAACAAACACACAAGUGUAAUACAGUCUACGGGAUUGGUGUCCAAUGUGAAACCUUUAUCUUUAGUAAAUCAAGCCAAAAAAGAGUCUUACAUGAAACUCAUAGUUCCUUCUCCUGAUGUACUUAAAGCAGGGAAUAAAAAUACCUCUGAAGAAUCUAGUCCUUUGACCAGUGAAUUGAGAUCCAAACGGGAACAAUAUAAACAGACAUUCCCAGCUCAGUUAAAGAAACAGGAGUCAUCUAAGAGCCUGAAGAAGGUUAUUGCAGCUUUGUCAAAUCCAAAAGCAACCUCUAGUUCACCAGCACAUCCAAAACAAACAUUAGAAAACAACCACCCUAAUCCAUUCUUGACAAAUGCACUUUUAGGUAAUCAUCAACCAAAUGGAGUUAUUCAAAGUGUCAUUCAAGAAGCUCCUCUGGCACUUACUACCAAAACUAAAAUGCAGACUAAGAUUAAUGAAAACAUUGCCACUGCAGGUGGCACCCCUUUUUCCUCACCUGUAAAUCUUAGUACAAGUGGGAGAAGAACCCGCAAUCAGACCACUGUAAUACCCUCUGCUUCUCCUGUACCACAUAGUCAAGGGAAGGAGAAAGCAGUUAACAAUAAUAUAAACAUAGUAAAAACACAGCAUCACUCUCAUCCUGCAAAAUCUUUAGUAGAACAAUUUAGAGGGACAGAUUCAGACAUUCCUAGUAGUAAAGAUUCUGAAGAUUCAAAUGAGGAUGAAGAGGAAGAUGAUGAAGAAGAGGAUGAGGAAGAUGAUGAAGAUGAUGAAUCUGAUGACAGCCAAUCAGAAUCAGAUAGUAAUUCAGAAUCAGAUACAGAAGGAUCAGAAGAAGAUGAUGAUGAUGAUAAAGACCAAGAUGAAUCAGAUAGUGAUACUGAAGGAGAGAAAACUUCAAUGAAACUGAAUAAAACAACUUCCUCUGUCAAAAGCCCUUCCAUCAGUCUCACAGCUCACUCAACACCUCGUAACCUCCACAUAGCAAAAGCCCCAGGCUCUGCUCCUGCUGCCUUAUGUUCUGAAUCCCAGUCACCUGCUUUUCUUGGCACACCUUCUUCCACACUUACUUCAAGUCCACACUCUGGCACUUCCAAAAGAAGAAGAGUAACAGAUGAACGUGAACUGCGUAUUCCUUUGGAGUAUGGCUGGCAAAGAGAGACAAGAAUAAGAAACUUUGGAGGUCGCCUUCAAGGAGAAGUAGCAUAUUAUGCUCCAUGUGGAAAGAAACUUAGGCAGUACCCUGAAGUAAUAAAGUAUCUCAGCAGAAAUGGAAUAAUGGAUAUCUCAAGGGACAAUUUCAGCUUCAGUGCAAAAAUAAGAGUGGGUGACUUCUAUGAAGCCAGAGAUGGACCGCAGGGAAUGCAGUGGUGUCUUUUGAAAGAAGAGGAUGUCAUUCCCCGUAUCAGGGCAAUGGAAGGUCGUAGAGGAAGACCACCAAAUCCAGAUAGACAGCGAGCAAGAGAGGAAUCUAGGAUGAGACGUCGGAAGGGUCGACCUCCAAAUGUUGGCAGUGCUGAGUUUCUAGAUAACACAGAUGCCAAAUUGCUAAGAAAACUUCAAGCUCAAGAAAUAGCUAGACAAGCAGCACAAAUAAAGCUUUUGAGAAAACUGCAAAAGCAGGAACAGGCUCGGGUUGCCAAAGAAGCUAAAAAGCAACAAGCAAUAAUGGCUGCUGAGGAGAAGCGAAAGCAAAAAGAACAGAUAAAGAUUAUGAAACAACAGGAAAAAAUCAAGCGAAUACAACAAAUCAGAAUGGAAAAAGAACUUCGAGCCCAGCAAAUUCUAGAGGCAAAAAAGAAAAAGAAGGAAGAAGCAGCAAAUGCCAAAUUAUUGGAAGCUGAGAAACGAAUAAAGGAAAAAGAAAUGAGAAGACAACAAGCUGUUCUUCUAAAGCAUCAGGAGCGAGAGAGAAGGCGACAACAUAUGAUGCUUAUGAAAGCUAUGGAAGCUCGUAAAAAAGCAGAAGAAAAAGAACGUUUGAAGCAAGAAAAACGUGAUGAGAAAAGAUUAAAUAAAGAGCGUAAACUAGAGCAACGAAGGUUAGAAUUAGAAAUGGCGAAGGAGCUAAAGAAGCCUAAUGAAGACAUGUGCUUAGCAGACCAAAAGCCUUUGCCAGAGUUGCCCCGUAUUCCAGGACUUGUUCUCUCUGGAAGUACAUUUUCAGACUGUCUCAUGGUGGUGCAGUUCUUACGAAACUUUGGUAAAGUUUUGGGCUUUGAUGUGAAUAUUGAUGUUCCAAACCUGAGUGUUCUUCAAGAGGGAUUGCUAAAUAUAGGGGACAGCAUGGGUGAAGUACAAGACUUGCUUGUGAGGCUCCUCUCAGCUGCUGUAUGUGAUCCAGGUCUAAUUACAGGAUACAAGGCCAAAACAGCUCUUGGAGAACAUCUGCUAAAUGUUGGUGUGAAUCGAGACAAUGUUUCCGAGAUUUUGCAGAUUUUUAUGGAAGCACACUGUGGGCAAACUGAGCUUACAGAAAGCCUGAAGACCAAGGCUUUUCAGGCUCACACUCCAGCACAGAAAGCCUCAGUUCUGGCUUUCCUGAUCAAUGAACUGGCAUGCAGCAAGAGUGUGGUGAGUGAAAUCGACAAGAAUAUUGAUUAUAUGUCAAACUUGAGGAGAGAUAAAUGGGUUGUAGAAGGUAAACUCCGCAAGCUCAGAAUCAUUCAUGCAAAGAAAACAGGUAAAAGAGACACUUCAAGUGGCAUUGAUCUUGGAGAAGAACAGCAUCCUUUGGGCACACCCACUCCAGGACGCAAGCGUAGAAGGAAGGGAGGAGAUAGUGAUUAUGACGAUGAUGAUGACGAUGAUAGUGAUGACCAAGCUGAUGAAGAGGAGGAGGAAGAAGAAGAUAAAGAAGACAAAAAAGGAAAGAAGACUGAGAUCUGUGAAGAUGAGGAUGAAGGUGACCAAGCAGCAAGUGUUGAAGAGCUAGAAAAACAGAUUGAAAAACUGAGUAAACAACAGAGUCAGUACAGAAGGAAGCUUUUUGACGCUUCUCACUCUUUACGUUCGAUGAUGUUUGGCCAGGAUCGUUACAGACGCCGGUACUGGAUUCUUCCCCAGUGUGGGGGGAUUUUUGUAGAAGGCAUGGAGAGUGGUGAAGGACUAGAAGAAAUUGCAAAAGAAAGAGAAAAACUAAAAAAGGCAGAAAGUACCCCAGUCAAAGAAGAAAUAUUUGAAACUUCUGAGGACACUUUAAAUUGUUCAAAUCCAGAUCAUUGUGAGCAAAAGGAAGAUCCUAAAGAAAAAGAUAACACGAAUCUGUUUCUUCAGAAACCUGGCUCUUUUUCAAAAUUAAGCAAGCUUUUAGAAGUAGCUAAGAUGCCUCCGGAGUCGGAUGUAAUGACCUCCAAACCAAACAGUAGUGCAAAUGGGUGCACACUGUCCUAUCAAAACAGCGGAAAACAUUCAUUGGGCAGCAUUCAACCAACAGCAACACAAAGCAACAUGGAAAAGACAGACUCUAAUAAUCCAUUCAAUACUGGUUCAAGUGCUCCAGGGAAGUUCUAUAGUCCUCUCCCCAAUGACCAAUUGUUAAAAACACUGACUGAAAAGAAUAGACAGUGGUUUAGCCUUUUGCCAAGGACACCUUGUGAUGACACGUCGCUGACCCAUGCCGAUAUGUCAACUGCUUCUUUAGUGACUCCUCAGUCUCAGCCACCAUCUAAGUCACCUUCUCCCGCCCCAGGUCCUCUUCUUGGAUCAUCUUCUGCUCAGAAUCCUGUUGGCCUAAAUCCAUUUGCUUUAUCGCCUCUUCAGAUGAAAAGCGGAGUAUCUAUGAUGGGACUCCAGUUUUGUGGGUGGCCCACUGGCGUUCUUACUUCGAACAUUCCAUUUACAUCACCUUUACCUAGUCUGGGAACAGGGUUGGGAUUAUCAGAAGGAAAUGGUAAUUCAUUCUUGACUCCUAAUGUUGCUUCAAGUAAAAGCGAAUCUCCAGUACCACAGAAUGAAAAACCCUCCUCAGCUCAACCUGCAGCUGUUGAAGUAGCAAAACCAGUAGAUUAUCCUAGUCCAAAGCCUAUUCCAGAAGAAAUGCAGUUUGGUUGGUGGAGAAUUAUUGACCCAGAGGACCUAAAAGCUUUGCUCAAAGUGCUCCAUCUCAGAGGAAUAAGAGAAAAGGCAUUACAGAAACAAAUUCAGAAACACUUGGAUUAUAUUACUCAAGCUUGCAUCAAAAAUAAGGAUGUUGCUAUUAUUGAAUUAAAUGAAAAUGAAGAAAACCAGGUAACUCGAGAUAUUGUAGAGAACUGGUCAGUAGAAGAUCAAGCAAUGGAAACGGAUUUGAGUAUUCUUCAACAGGUAGAAGAUCUAGAAAGGAGAGUUGCAUCAGCAAGUUUGCAAGUGAAGGGUUGGAUGUGUCCAGAGCCUGCAUCAGAAAGGGAGGACUUGGUAUAUUUUGAACAUAAGUCAUUUUCUAAAUUGUGCAAGGAGCAUGAUGGAGAAUUUACUGGCGAAGAAGAAAGCAGUGCACAUGCACUAGAACGGAAGAGUGACAACCCCCUAGAUAUAGCUGUAACCAGGCUGGCUGAUUUGGAGCGGAACAUUGAAAGAAGAAUUGAAGAGGAUAUUGCUCCAGGGCUCAGGGUAUGGAGAAGGGCAUUAUCAGAAGCUCGCAGUGCUGCACAGGUAGCUCUGUGCAUUCAGCAGUUACAGAAAUCAAUAGCAUGGGAAAAAUCAAUUAUGAAAGUUUACUGCCAGAUCUGUCGAAAGGGAGAUAAUGAAGAACUGCUCCUCCUUUGUGAUGGCUGUGACAAAGGCUGUCAUACAUACUGCCAUAGACCCAAGAUUACAACUAUACCAGACGGGGACUGGUUUUGUCCAGCUUGCAUUGCUAAGGCAAGUGGUCAAACUCUAAAAGUCAGAAAACUUAAUGUCAAAGGAAAAAAGACUGAGUCAAAAAAAGGCAAGAAAGUAACCUUAACAGGGGAUACAGAAGAUGAAGACUCUGCAUCUACAAGUAGUUCACUAAAAAGAGGAAUCAAAGACCUGAAAAAAAGAAAAAUGGAGGAAAAUACUUCUAUUAACUUGUCAAAACAAGAAAGUUUUACUUCUGUUAAGAAACCUAAAAGAGAUGACUCCAAAGACCUAGCUCUUUGCAGUAUGAUCCUUACUGAAAUGGAAACUCAUGAGGACGCAUGGCCUUUUCUACUUCCUGUAAACUUGAAACUUGUUCCUGGUUAUAAGAAAGUUAUUAAGAAGCCUAUGGAUUUUUCCACAAUCAGAGAGAAACUAAGUAGUGGACAGUAUCCGAACCUUGAAACUUUUGCUCUAGAUGUCAGGCUUGUUUUUGACAACUGUGAAACAUUUAAUGAAGAUGAUUCUGACAUAGGCAGAGCUGGCCACAGUAUGAGGAAGUAUUUUGAAAAAAAAUGGACAGAUACUUUCAAAGUGAGCUGAAGUUAUAAUAAUCUCUCUUUUUUUUUUCCUUUUAAACAAGGACAAAUGAGACCAGCAAUGUGAACUGUAUUUACAUAAAUGUGCAAGGCACAUACAUAAUGACUUUUUUUUUCCUUAAAAUAAGUAUCACGAAAAAAAAAAGUAUCAGAAAAUGAUACCAUUUUUAAAGGCUUCACUCCUACAACAACCAAGGCCCUUGGUUAUUGGUUUGUGUGAUUUAUCAGCUAAUUUAGGUAGAACAGGGAAGCACACCCAAAGAAUUUUCAAAGAAAAGGGUGUUAUAGUGCAAUAGCAAUUAAAAUAUAUCAAAUCGCACUGAAUAUUCAACACCAGAGCUCUAAUGUGGGAAAUGGUUCUCCUUUCCCUCUCAAUAAAUAUCUAUUUUUCAUUUUUUUACUUUGUAGUUUAUUUUUUAGUGAAUGUAUUUAAUUUUAUGAAUUAUUUAUGAUUAAACCACAUCCAGAAUCUUCGUUUUCUGUGAAAAGGAAGAACUAGAAAAUUGCUUUAAAUCUUGAAAAUACAACAAGGAAUGUUUUAAAAUAUAAAACAAAGCCAAGUUAAACUGUUUACACUGAUGUGCUAUAAAGCACCAAAAAUAAACUUUACUGUAGAGUUACAAGUACAUAUAUAUGUGUAUAUACAUACAUAUACACACAUAUAUAUGUUGCUGUAUCACUUGUGUAGUUAAAUUGUAUUUCAAGGCAGUGAAAAAAAAUUGACAUGUAUAUACUGUUCAUUAUUGUUUAUAUUAAGUCUUGUUUUAAAUAUGUAUUAUGUGUAUAUAUUGUUUGCAGACAUUAUUGUUUAUGCCUUAGAAGGAUUGUAGCAUUUUAUUUUAGUCCAAAAGUAAUUACAGCUAUACAGCUUGUACAGUAAUUAUCCUCUACCAACACUGUGGCGUCUCCUUGAUCUUGGUAGUGCCUGCCUUUGAAACAGGGUGUAGGGGAUAUUAGUUUUCCAUUUUUCUAUUUUGUUAUAUGAUUUUAAGCCACCAGGGCCUAAAUUAAAGUAUAAUCAUUUGUAUCCAUGUGGAAUAAAAUUGUGACAAUUUCCUACGCACACAGUAUUUUUUCAUAGAAACAUUUCCUUCCCAUUUGCCUUGCCUCAGAAAUAAAUUUAAAAGACAUUUGUAACCACUGUGUUUUAUCUACUGUGUGUUGUGGUGGCCUGUUGGAGGCAAAUAGAUCAGAAUUUUUUUUGUACCUAUGUAAGAGUACUUGAAGUUUUAUUUAAAAUAAAAUGUUGUGGAAAAGGUAGCAUUCUUUUUUUUAGGAGUGUUAUUUUUCACUACUAUGUGUGGCACGGAUACAAUAAAAGACUUUUACAAACUAGUCUUUUUAGUUUUUUUUAAUGAAUCUGGAAAUAUAUUUUUUUU
Sus scrofa (pig) is the source of this 10864-nucleotide messenger RNA. NCBI's taxonomy places the organism in Eukaryota, Metazoa, Chordata, Mammalia, Artiodactyla, Suidae. The record is from RefSeq and is a predicted model, not a curated record.